UUCAAUAUGGCGUCUUAUGGGGCAAGAUUGAACCUUUAUAAAAUCAUACAGCAAAGGAGGAAGGCACCUAAACCACGAGUUUUCCGUGAUCGGUCGAACCCUUUGGAGGAUAUGGAGGAGGAGGAGGUAUUUUCUCGCUUUCGCUUUCGACCGGAGACCAUUUUAUUCCUUGUCGGCAUGUUAUACAACGACCUUAACCAUCCAACAGAGAGGAACCUGGCGCUCCCCCCUUUAUUACAGGUUCUUGCAGCACUGAGGUUCCUUGCCACGGGUUCUUUUUACAUCCUUGUGGGAGAAUCCUUGGGCAUUGCCAAAUCAACGACUGGACGCGCUGCUCGCUAUGUUUGUCGCUUGUUGGCGAACAUGGUCGGUACAUACAUUCGUUUCCCUGCAGACACCUCAACUUUCAAGAAAAAGUUUUUCGAUAUUGCAGGAUUUCCAAAUGUUGUUGGCUGUGUUGACGGGACGCAGAUUAAAAUCAAGGCACCCAGUGAGAAUGAAGGAGACUUCAUUAACAGAAAAGGUUUUCAUUCGCUAAAUGUUCAGAUGAUAUGCGGACCAAAGUUCCUAAUUACAAAUGUUGUAGCCAAAUGGCCAGGAUCUGUGCAUGAUUCUAGAAUCUUUAGAGAAUCUGCUAUCUGCAGAGAGUUUGAGAAUGGACACAUUCAAGGUCUUCUUUUGGGGGAUUCAGGAUAUGCCUUAAAGACCUACCUGAUGACCCCAUACCUGAAUCCUGCAGCAGAUUUUAUGCAGCGCUAUAACAAUGCACACUGCAGGACACGUGUUCUUAUUGAACAAACUUUUGGGAUCUUAAAACGUCGAUUUUCCUGUCUACAUACUGAACUUCGACUUACACCUGAGAGGGCAUGUGUUGCAGUUGUUGCCUGUUGCGUCCUGCACAACAUUGGAAUUAUUCGGGGCGAUAUUAUACAGAACCCUCUGUUGGAGGAAGAAGAGGACUGGGUGGAUCCUGGUGCCAUGGGUGCUGAUGGCAAGACAGUACGGGAUCACAUUGCCCACAAUUAUUUUUAGCCUCAAGGACUUCCAGAUGGAUGGUGUCUGUGUCCCUUGUCCUUUUCUUCUUUCCUGAUCCAGCUGUCAAACUUGUGGAAGGGAGACAGGAGCCAUUCACUGCACCCAGAGUUGAACAGACAGGUUUUGAGGGCCCUGGUUCACUCUGCAGAACUGGCUGCUCAACUGAAAUAAAAUCAAAAUAUAUAUUUCCUCAAAUAAAUUACAGUCAUUCAAACAUUAAUGAAUAUUACUUGGAGUUUGUCUUAUUUUAAAUUUUCAGAUAGGUACUAAAUGCAUCUUGGAACAUUUUUUUUUUACCUGUUUCAGUGGCUGGAGUGUCAAAUCCUCCAUCUAUACCCUCUAAUGAGGGUCUUCCUGAAAGGAAGGACAACAUUGCUUCAUCCAUAGGUGAAGGUGAUGGGGGCUUUGGACCUCCUCCUGUUGCUGGGUAUCUGCCAGCACUGUUUAUUUUCUUUGCUGUUCAAAA
This is a messenger RNA of Saccostrea echinata, 1501 nucleotides long. RefSeq names its product putative nuclease HARBI1. Lineage: Eukaryota; Metazoa; Mollusca; Bivalvia; Ostreida; Ostreidae. The transcript is spliced from 5 exons. Bases 7 to 1032 code for a protein of 341 amino acids. The record is from RefSeq and is a predicted model, not a curated record.